AUGAACAACCCAAACGACGAGGUCCAUGCUAAUAAGCUCUCGGCGAUUGUGGGGUCGUUAGAAAAGUUGAACCAAUCGGUGUCUACCGUCAACAAACUACUAGAAGAGAUUGUUCAAGAAAAUCACGAAACAGAAAUCAUUUCCGAAAUCUGGGAACAUUACGAUAAGGGAGCAGAAUUGAUGUUACGAUCACAGAAAUUGUCACAGCAGUAUCAAAAGAAAUAA
Molecule: messenger RNA, 225 nt
Organism: Saccharomycopsis crataegensis
Lineage: Eukaryota; Fungi; Ascomycota; Saccharomycetes; Ascoideales; Saccharomycopsidaceae
Gene: DAD4
Product: Dad4p
Exons: 1
Coding region: 1-225 (74 amino acids)
Biological process (GO): attachment of spindle microtubules to kinetochore
Cellular component (GO): mitotic spindle; DASH complex
Source: RefSeq, a predicted model, not a curated record